AUGAACCACCCUCGCCUGCUCCAGCUCAGCCGCACCCCACCACGGCCAGCGAUCCGCCCCGCCCAGCACACCAGCCUCACCAGCCGAGCCUACUCGGACCAGCAGCACGCCCUGAAUCGGCUGCGGGCCAGGCUAAAGAACACCAAGACGAACUGGAAGCCCAUCCCGCUCUGGAUCGGCGCAUCCCUCCUCGGAGUCCUCGCCCUCCUCAAGAAACACUCCGGCCAGGACCAGCACCAGCAAGCCGUCGCCAGCCGCCCACCCCCAGCGCCCGUCAAGAUCGAAGGGCCAUGGCAGGUCCAUGUCCUCGGCGCCCUCCCCCUCAGAACCAUCUCCAGACUCUACGGCCUCAUCAAUAGCUACACCCUGCCCAUCUGGUUCCGCGUCCCGGGCUACAAACUCUAUUCUUGGAUAUUCGGCGUCAAUCUCGAGGAAGCCGAGGUUGAGGACUUGAAGGAAUACAAAUCACUGAACGACUUUUUCAUGCGCAAGUUGAAGGCCGACUGUCGCCCGAUCGACCCUCAUGCCAUCCUCACCUCUCCCUCCGACGGCAAAAUCAUCAACUUCGGGACGAUCGAAGGCAGACGAGUCGGCUCGGUCAAAGGCCUAUCGUAUUCCGUUGAUGCAUUGUUGCUCGGGCAGAACGAGCGGAAGCAGAUAACUGACGGUAUCGCAGGGAAGGAGCGGUCGUCAGAAGAAAGCCAAGUCUCGGACGUGCGCUUUGCGAACAUCAACGACAUUUCGUACUCGGUGGAUGAGCUGAUGGGCAGCUCGGAGAAGGCGCAGGAGGAAGACCAGGUGGCCUCCUCCCCGCCCGUCGGCGCUGGCCCCGGGCUCGCUUCCGCCGUCAAGGUCCACGCCGAUAUCGUCCGCGGGCAGCUCGAAAACCUGCCUAGCUCAGGCAACCGCAUGUUCUUCUUCGUCGUCUAUCUCGCCCCCGGGGACUACCAUCGCUUCCAUUCCCCCGCCGACUGGAAGGUCGAGCGUCGGCGUCACUUUGCUGGAGAGCUCUUUUCCGUCUCGCCCUGGAUGGCGGGCAAGCUCGCGGAUCUGUUCGUGUUGAAUGAGCGGGUAGCCUUGCUGGGCAGGUGGCGGCACGGCUUCUUUUCGAUGACCCCGGUCGGCGCAACCAACGUGGGCUCUAUCCUCAUCAACUUCGACCGCGAGCUGCGGACGAACCGAGUGGACCGGCGCUGCCACGAGGAAGUGGUCUAUGCGGCCACCGGCCUCCUCGACGGACAGAUCCUGGCCAAGGGCGCUGAGGUCGGCGCGUUCUCCCUCGGAAGCACCAUCGUCCUCGUCUUCGAGGCCCCCGAACAGUUCCAGUUCUCCGUGAAGAAAGGAGAGCCCGUUCGCGUCGGUCAGGCUAUCGGUAACAUCUAG
Molecule: messenger RNA, 1383 nt
Organism: Puccinia triticina
Lineage: Eukaryota; Fungi; Basidiomycota; Pucciniomycetes; Pucciniales; Pucciniaceae
Exons: 5
Coding region: 1-1383 (460 amino acids)
Biological process (GO): phosphatidylethanolamine biosynthetic process
Cellular component (GO): mitochondrion
Molecular function (GO): phosphatidylserine decarboxylase activity
Source: RefSeq, a predicted model, not a curated record